AUGGAAAGCAAACAAAAUUUACUUUUCCUUCCAAAAACUUCUAUCUUACAAACUCCUGACUGGGAAAACCAAGCUAAAACGCUACAACACAAUCACCUGGUCACUGCUGCUGCUCCAGACCCUCUGAACGAUAAAGAAGAAGAUGAUGUGAACUCAGACUGCAGAGUGGAAGGAAACGGGGUUAGACAGGAAGAACUGGAGGGAGAUAGUGGAGUGGGAGAGGGUCGUCACGACCCAAAGAUGCCAACGAAGCGAAAUCCUAAGGGUCACUUCUCAUCUACAGAUAUUACUUCGCAAUCUCUUACUGAUUCCUAUGCUCUUCUCAAGCCAGAACAACUGGUAUCAAGAUUAGCUAGCUGCGCGUACUGUGCCAAACUAGAUCUUAAAGAAGAAUAUUUGCAAACUCCUUUCGAUGAAGACGCACAGUGGUUUCUGGUGACAAAUACUCCAAUCGGUCUCUGCCGUUAUAAAAGAUUAUCCUUCGGACUGAACAGUACACCGAGUGUGUUCCAGUUCUAUUUACAACAAUUAAUUCGGAAGGCUCCAAAUGCUGUGAACUACCUUGACAAAAUAAUUAUCCCAGACAAUACUCGACAGGACUUCUUACAGAAUUUGGAACCUUUUUUCAGAAUACUAUAUACGGCAAAUUUGAAAUGCAACAAAGACAAGUGCACCUUCUUUCAUGGAGUGCAAUACUUAGGUCACAUACUGUCUGAACAUGGCAUCAAGCAUACUGAUGCCAAUGAAAGCCUUUCUCAUUCCAAAGAAGUCAAACAGUUAUUUUCUGAAUUGGCACAAAUAAAUUACUAUCGGAAGUUUCUCCGUCAUGUCUUACGACUUAUAAUCCAAUCAAAAUUCUGGCAAGUGCUACAGAUGAUUCAGAUUAUGGCACACGUGCAGUUCUGUCAUAUUGACAUCAUGAUUCUGAACGACCACUUGCAUUUGCUUGAAAGAUUGACCGCGAGAAAAAUUAAUAAAUUUCGUGACUACAUUUACGGACGUAAAUUCAUCAUUCUCACCGAACACAAGCCUUUAGUGGCUGUAUUUGGACAGAACAAUUCCGUCCCUAAAAGGACAGCUCAACGUUUGAUGUUCCGGGCGCUACUUCUGUCGAAUUACGAUUUUGAAAUAAUAUUAUGGUCCACAGCACAACACGCAAACGCAGGUUUGCAAUCAGAUUUGGCAGCGGGGCAAGACAAAAAUUUUGGCUCACCAGUUGAUGGAGCGGCCAAUGAUAAGAAGGUACGUAAUCAAUCUUACUGGAAUAUGAAGUAUACAUUGACAGUGUACAAAGGUAGCAGUCUGGUACGUACAGAAUCAAGGAAAACACGAGUGGUUAUUCCUUAG
Messenger RNA from Schistocerca cancellata (South American locust), 1347 nucleotides. RefSeq lists its product as uncharacterized. NCBI's taxonomy places the organism in Eukaryota, Metazoa, Arthropoda, Insecta, Orthoptera, Acrididae. Bases 1 to 1347 code for a protein of 448 amino acids. The record is from RefSeq and is a predicted model, not a curated record. The transcript has 6 exons.